Molecule: messenger RNA, 657 nt
Organism: Cantharellus anzutake
Lineage: Eukaryota; Fungi; Basidiomycota; Agaricomycetes; Cantharellales; Hydnaceae
Exons: 4
Coding region: 1-657 (218 amino acids)
Source: RefSeq, a predicted model, not a curated record
AUGUUUAUCCUCUGUUCAUCUUCCUUCAACUCCAACACCAGUAAUGCUGAUGCUCGAUCCAUUUCUCUUAAUCUCAUCGUAUCUCCAAGUUUCUCGUUUACCCCCAGCGAUGGCGAUUCGACUCAUCCUGCCCCAUCCUCGCCCAAGAUGGCAGAGGGUUGGUCCAGUAAUGAUGCGGACAUAGUCAGGGCCGAGGACCUUUCACCCAUGGCCGCAUCUAUGAGGGCGUUUGAAUUUCUGGCUCACAUACCUCCAUGCAUCUUCACGACUUACUCUGCGGACGUCUUCCUUCGCAACCUGAAGGGAAGUCCACAUGCACAAGAGGUCCAAACUCGUCACUUUCAAGCGCUUCGUAGAGAAAAACGCUGUACGGCAUCGAUGUCUAGUACUACUGCUUACUCGAGAUGGGAUUCCGGAUUUCGGCCUUCGCGUGCACCGAGAUCACACUCUUUCGUUGCCUCGAUUCAUUCUGCGCCAUGGAAAUCCCGACGCAACAGAUACGGUGACCAUGCCUCGGGAUCGACACCCAUCUGCUCUCCGACCGAAGGCGAAGCAACACUAGAGCCACCACUACAGGUCUCACUCCUCGACUUUAUGAGGAUCCUUGAGGUUAUGUUGGACGAAUGCGGUUCAUAUACAGUAGCCUGUUCGGGGUGA